AUGGUUCCGAAGCCAGACGGUGGGUGGCGUCCGUGUGGUGACUACCGCCGUCUUAAUGAUGCGACCACGCCCGAUCGUUACCCGGUGCCCCACAUUCAGGACUUUUCCGUACAUUUGGCGGGGAAGUCCGUGUUCUCUAAAGUGGAUCUGGUGCGGGGUUACCACCAAGUCCCGGUGCACCCGGCGGACAUACCGAAGACGGCAGUGGUGACUCCUUUCGGGCUGUUCGAGUUCCUCAGGAUGCCUUUUGGCCUGAAGAACGCAGCCCAGUCGUUCCAGCGGCUAAUGGACUCGGCACUCAGGGACAUGCCUUUCAUCUUCGUCUACUUGGACGAUGUCCUCGUCGCCAGCUCCUCGGAGGAGGAGCACCUGACACAUCUCCGAGUUCUUUUUACACGGCUCGACCAGCACGGGCUGAUCAUUAACCCGGCUAAGUGUGUUUUUGGGGUGCCGUCCAUAAAGUUCCUCGGGCAUCUCAUCACCAGUGAGGGGGCUGCCCCCCUCCCUUCGAAGGUGGACGCCGUUUCCACUUUUCCACGCCCACGCUCGGCCCGGGGGCUCCGUGAGUUCCUCGGUAUGGUUACCUUCUACCAUCGGUUCAUUCGACAAGCGGCUCACGUAAUGCGCCCGCUCUACGAGGCCCUUAAGGGUACGACCCCCAACCAGGACGUUGUCUGGACCGCGGAGGCGGACCAGGCCUUCGAGGACACAAAAGUUGCGUUGUGCCAGGCCACUAUGUUGGUCCACCCGUCACCUGGGGCCCCGGUUGCCCUCACUACUGACGCGUCCGACUAUGCCGUGGGUGCCGUGUUCGAGCAGUGGGUCGAGGGUACCUGGCAACCGCUCGCCUUUUUCAGCCGCCAGCUAGUCCCCAGGGAGCGUAAAUACAGCACCUUUGACAGAGAGCUGCUCGCUGUUUGGUUGGCAAUCCGCCACUUCCGCUUCGUCCUGGAGGGCCGUGAGUUUACGGUUUUUGUUGACCACAAGCCCCUUACAUUCUCCAUGUCUAAGGUGGCCGAGCCGUGGUCCGCCCGCCAGCAGCGCCAGCUGGCGUUCAUCUCGGAGUAUACCACGGACAUACGACACAUUGCCGGCAAAUCCAAUGUGGUUGCGGAUUGUCUUUCCAGGGCGGUCGUUGGUGCGGUCCAGCUCGGACUAGACUACGCGCGUAUGGGUGCGGACCAGGCCGCAGACCGCACCCUUCAGUCCCUCAAGGACUCGGACACUGGACUGCAGCUGGGAAAGGUCGCGGUCGGCGCUUCUGGGGUCGGGUUGUGGUGUGACCUCUCUACUGGCCAGCCCAGGCCUCUGGUCCCCGCCAGCUGGCAGCGGUCUGUUUUUGAGACUAUACACGGCCUGUCCCAUCCUGGCAGAAAGGCAUCUGUUAGGCUUGUAUCGCAAAAGUUCGUCUGGAGAGGACUCAAGAGGGAUGUGCGGGCCUGGGUUGAUUCUUGUGUGGCCUGUCAGCGUGCUAAGGUGCACCGCCAUACCAAGGCCCCGUUAGAACCUUUUGUUGUUCCGGAGAGGAGGUUUGACCACGUUAACAUCGACCUGGUGGGGCCGCUUCCCCCUUCACGUGGUUUCACUUACCUCCUCACGAUGGUAGACAGGACGACGCGCUGGCCUGAGGCUGUUCCCCUCGCCUCUAUCACGGCUGCCGAUGUGGCUCGGGCGUUCAUUGGCACGUGGGUUUCACGUUUCGGUACGCCCUCUGAUCUAUCCUCUGACCGGGGUGCGCAGUUUACCUCGGAGGUCUGGAACGCUGUGGCGGGGGGUUUGGGUGUCAAGUUGCACCGCACCACCGCAUACCACCCCCAGGCUAACGGACUGUGUGAACGUUUCCACCGCUCUAUGAAGGCUGCCCUUCGGGCCAGCCUGACAGACGGCAACUGGGUUGACAAACUGCCCUGGGUCAUGCUUGGCCUUAGGACCGCCCCCAAGGAGGAUCUGCAGUCCUCGUCCGCCGAGCUUGUUUACGGCCAGGCUUUGCGGGUGCCUGGGGAUUUUAUACCGGAUGCUACGAGACCUUGGUCUGCUACCGAACAGCGGUCCUCCCUGCGGGAGGUGGCCACGGGGUUUGCGCCUGUUCCUACGUCGCAGCACUGCUCCCCUGAGUCCCGGAUGCCCGCUGGCCUCCGCUCUGCGUCGUUUGUUUUCGUCCGCCACGACGCCCACCGUGGACCGCUGCGUCCCCCUUACGACGGCCCGUUUAAGGUUUUGCAGCAUGGGGACAAGAGCCUGGUCGUGGACAUUGGGGGUAGGCCUGAAACUAUUUCCGUUGAUAGGAUCAAGCCUGCUCAUGUGGACAUUUCCAGACCGUUGGUGUUGGCCCAGGCCCCGCGCCGCGGACGCCCCCCAGUACUUUGUUCCCCUGGUCAGUCGGGAGUUCCUUCGACCGGGACGGUGCCGGCUGCGUCCCCCGCUUCCCUCCCCUCAGCCCCUGCCACUUGUACUCGGAGUGGUCGGGCCAUCAUUCCAUUCCGGAGUGGGGAUUUUGACUAUGGUUGA
Molecule: messenger RNA, 2508 nt
Organism: Knipowitschia caucasica
Lineage: Eukaryota; Metazoa; Chordata; Actinopteri; Gobiiformes; Gobiidae
Source: the annotation of a GenBank genome assembly